UCUUUCUUUACUCUUAAAUUCUCUCUAAAUCUCAGUUUUUAACUUUUUCUUUUGUCUCAUGAUUUGUCUUGGCUUAUCUUAACAAGCAAAUAUCCACUGAAAAUGGUGGUCUAAGUUUGACAACAGAAGAAAUUCAGUAGUAAAAUUCAGUCAAGAAUUAUUUGUCUUUUUUCUUUCAAAUACAUUUUUUACAGACCCCCACCAUGCACAUUCCAGGAAUCUGUCAUUAAGUAAGACCAGCUCUUGUUUGAUUCCUGAGUCUAAGAAGGAAGACAAAACCAAGAACCCACUUUGAGAAGCAAAUUUCUGAAGCAGUUGAGUAAUGGGUUCUUAGAAUUUAUCCUUGUUUUGAUAAAUUCAGGUAAGCUUCACAAACCCCUUUUUCUUCCAUUAUAUUUUCUGCAAAUUCUGAUUUCUGGGGGUGUUAAAAGAUGAGGGAUUUUCCAUCUUGUUUCGGUGAAAAUGGAGUUCAAAUCAUAGAUUCUUCUUCAUCUAGCACUACUACUACUAAAGCUGCACAAAAUUUGGUUACAUGUAUUUAUCAGAGUACAUUACAAGGAAUGUCAUGUUUGAUAAAUAUAACAUGGAGUAAGAAUUUGAUGGGUCAAGUUCUUAGUGUUGGAAUUGAUGAUUCUACUACUAAUCAUUGUCUAUGCAGAGUUGAUAUAAAACCAUGGUUAUUCUCUAAAAGGAAAGGGUGUAAAACAUUAGAAUUAGCUAAUAAGAAGAGUAAAGUUGAUAUAUAUUGGGAUCUUUCUUUGGCUAAAUUUGGAUCUGGACCUGAACCACUCGAAGGAUUCUAUGUAGCUAUUGUGUUUGAUAAAGAAAUGGUUCUUUUACUUGGGAAUUUGACUAAUGAGGCUUAUAAAAAGGCUAACUUGGAACCAAAUAGCUCUUUUAAUGGGAUUGUUAUCGCAAAAAGGGAACAUAUUUUUGGGAAGAAAGUUUAUUGUACUAAGGCUCAGUUUUUCGACAAUGGAUUAAUCCAUGAUCUCAUAAUUGAGUGUGAUACUGUUGGCCUUAGAGAACCUUGUCUCGUCAUACAGGUUGAUAGUAAAACUGUGAUGCAAGUGAAGAGACUAAGAUGGAAAUUUAGAGGGAACCAAACAAUUUUAGUUGAUGGGAUCCAUGUAGAGGUGUUUUGGGAUGUUCAUAGUUGGCUGUUUGGUGCAGUAGGAAAUGCAGUUUUCAUGUUCCAGACUUGCUUAGCGGCUGAGAAGUCAUGGGCUACUAAUAAUACCUCUACCGACUCCUCGUUCAAAAGAAAUACUUUGUCUGACUCAUCUGCUACACCGUGGUCCUGCUCUGAGACUUUUAGAGAAUCACAAAUGCAAGGUCUUGGUUUUUCGUUAGUAUUAUAUGCUUGGAAGCACGAGUAAGGUUAUGUUUCCUCAGCGAAGUGAUGAUAUAUAUGGGUAGAAUUACUCUGAAAAAGAUUACAUGUAAGUUGCUUCAUGUGUUUUUAUCCGUUCUGGAAAUUUUCUUUUCAAAUUAAUUCGAUUUGUUUCUAUGAUAAGAAAUGUCUUGUUUCUGUUCAUUUAUUCGGUAUAUUAGUCGUUUCUAUGGAAAAACUCAUGUGGAUUUUGGUGUAUGAUUUGAAAAGUAUGUAAACGUUACUGAAAUGCCACACUUUUAGCUAUUCAUUGCAUUCUGGUCUUCUUUACCUA
This is a messenger RNA of Papaver somniferum (opium poppy), 1667 nucleotides long. RefSeq lists its product as uncharacterized. The transcript has a single exon. Bases 432 to 1379 code for a protein of 315 amino acids. The record is from RefSeq and is a predicted model, not a curated record. Lineage: Eukaryota; Viridiplantae; Streptophyta; Magnoliopsida; Ranunculales; Papaveraceae.